AUGGCAGUGUACGAUGGAGGAGGACAGAGGGAUGCAGGACCAGGGCUACCCAGCCUGAUUGAGGAUGAGGAGGAGUUGUCAUCUGAGGUCUACUUAAGUGUGCUAGUCCAUAAUGGAAAGUUGGGCCUCAGUUUCUACGACAGCAGAGACUACACCCUGCACUAUAUGCCAGACACUGUGGACAACAGUGACCUUCAGCUACUUGACAAAGUGGUGCAGGAGGUCUGUCCGAGUGUCCUUAUCACCAGUGCCAAGCAAGAGCGCAGCAUGGCUCAGUUCAUCAGGGUGGUCGGUGCAGGUGCAGAUUCAGACUACAAGCCAGAGAUUGUCUUUUAUCCCAGUGUUGACUUUGGACUGGAGGUGAGCAAGCAGAGGCUGCUCUCAGCCCACCUGCCCUCCCUCCCUCCCUCCCUCACAGAGAAGGAGAGACUUCCUUAUCUGUCCUCCUGCCUCCCUUUUGACUGCACCCUUAUGCUCCGGUCUAUAGGCGGUCUGCUGAAAUGUUUGGACAGGAGAAGGGUUGGGGUGGAGCUGGAGGACAGCAGUGUUGGAGUUCCUGUUUUUCAGUUCCAGAUCUACACAUUGAAAGAUGUGGUGCACGUUGACAGAGACACUUACAGUGUGCUCCAGAUAUUUAAAUCGGAGCCACAUCCAUCUGUGUACAAGCUGCAGUCUGGGGAGAAGGAGGGACUCAGUCUUUAUGGCAUAUUAAAUCGAUGCAAGUGCAAAUUUGGAUCCAAACUCCUUCGCCAGUGGUUCCUUCGGCCAACCAGAGACCUGGCUGUGCUGAGCAGGAGACAGGAAGUGGUGCGGUUCUUCACGUCUCCACGGAACUCGGACGCCCUCCGCACGCUGCAGGGCUGUCUGCGGAACAUCAGGAGCAUCCCGACCCUGCUGUACCGGAUGUCUCUCUCGCACACAAAAAUCAGUGACUGGCAGUGUCUCUAUAAGACAGUGUACAGUGCAGUGUGCAUCAGAGACACAAUGCGCUCUCUGCCUCAGUCGAUCCGGCUGUUUCAGGAGAUCAGCGAUGCUUUCUCAGACGAUCUGUUCUACAUCGCCUCUCUUAUUAGCAAAGUGGUGGACUUUGAAGGUAGUUUGGCUGAAAAUCGCUUCACCAUCAAACCCAAUGUAGACCCCGCCAUUGAUGAAAAAAAGAGAAGGAUGAUGGGAUUGUCAGACUUCCUGACUGAUGUGGCUCGCAAAGAGCUGGAGAAUCUGGACCCCCGGAUCCCUUCAUGCUGUGUCAUCUACAUCCCUCUGAUAGGGUUUUUGCUGUCAGUUCCACGAUUGCCUUGCAUGGUUCAGAAAGAAGACUUUGAGAUUGAGGGCCUUGAUUUCAUGUUCCUUUCAGAGGAGAGGCUGCACUACCGCAGCGAGAGGACCAAGGAGCUGGACGACAUGCUGGGAGACCUGCACUGUGACAUCAGAGACAUGGAGACGGCGGUGAUGACGCAGCUGCAGGCAGCAGUGCUGCAGCGCAGUGGGGCUCUGUACACGCUGCUGAGGCUCUCUGCGGAGCUGGACUGCCUCAUGGCCCUGGCGCAGGCCUCCCAGGACCACGGCUACUGCUCCCCCACGCUGUCCCCGCCCGGCCGGCUGGGCCUCACCCAGGCCAGGCACCCCCUGCUGGAGCUCUGCUCCCCUGUGUUCGUGGCCAAUCCGCUGCUGAGCUCUGAGGCGGAGGGGAAGGUGAAAGUCCUGACUGGGCCCAACUCCUCGGGAAAGAGCAUCUACCUUAAACAGGUGGGGCUGAUUGUUUUCAUGGCUCUAAUCGGCUCUGAUGUGCCAGCCAAGGAGGCAGAGAUAGGUUUGAUUGACAGCAUCUUUACACGCAUGCACAGUCGUGAGUCUGUGUCUGUGGGAAUGAGCACCUUCAUGAUCGAUUUAAACCAGAUGGCCUACGCUUUGAAUAACAGCACUGGAAACUCCCUGGUCCUCAUCGAUGAGUUUGGCAAAGGGACCAACACCGUAGACGGCCUGUCUCUCCUGGCCUCCUGUCUCAGGCACUGGGUGAGGAAGGCUCCAGCGCAGUGUCCUCACAUCCUGCUGGCCACCAACUUCCACAGCCUGCUGCAGCUGGGCCUGCUGCCUCCCUCUCCCCUGCUCUCUCUGCUGACCAUGGACACAGCAGUAGAUGGUGACGAGUUGAUCUUCCUGUACCAGUUGAGAGAAGGCGUGUGCCAGUCCAGCUUUGCUGCUAACAUCGCUACUUUGGCCGGCCUGCCCCAGGCUGUGGUACACAGAGGGGUAGAGGUUUCAGAGCUGUACAGAGCAGGCAAAGCCAUUAAACGCAUUGACCAGCCCACUACAGAGGAGCAUACAGGCAGGUGUUUGAAGGUGGUAGAGAAGUUCCUCAGCCUAGAACUGGAUGAUCCCUCUGCAGACCUGCAGCUCUAUAUGAAGAAGGAACUACUUCCCUCUGCUGGAGAGUUACUGUAGUGCUAUCACGGGACCCAACUGCAACC
Molecule: messenger RNA, 2468 nt
Organism: Conger conger (European conger)
Lineage: Eukaryota; Metazoa; Chordata; Actinopteri; Anguilliformes; Congridae
Gene: msh5
Product: mutS homolog 5
Exons: 24
Coding region: 1-2442 (813 amino acids)
Biological process (GO): mismatch repair; chiasma assembly
Cellular component (GO): nucleus
Molecular function (GO): ATP binding; ATP-dependent DNA damage sensor activity; mismatched DNA binding
Source: RefSeq, a predicted model, not a curated record